Molecule: messenger RNA, 527 nt
Organism: Helianthus annuus (common sunflower)
Lineage: Eukaryota; Viridiplantae; Streptophyta; Magnoliopsida; Asterales; Asteraceae
Product: protein yippee-like At4g27740
Exons: 2
Coding region: 72-383 (103 amino acids)
Source: RefSeq, a predicted model, not a curated record
AUAAUUGUUUCCCUUUUCUCCUCUGUGUUCCAACUUAAUCUAUCUAUCUUGUAUUGAUUAUCUCUUAAUUAAUGGAUGAUCAUCCCUUGUACAGCUGCAACCGUUGCCGAAGUCCCAUUGCGCUUCGUCACAACCUUCUUUCUAAAGAUUUCAAGGCAAGAUCCGGGCAAGCGUAUAUGUUUUCAGAGGUGAUGAACGUUGUGUUAGGGGAAAAGAGAGAGCAACAACUGAUAACGGGGCGGUUUGUGGUGGCAGAUGUGUAUUGCAGCAACUGCAAGGAGGUGUUGGGGUGGAAGUACCUGAAAUCUUUCAAUGAUUCACAAAGAUACAAACUUGGAAGAUUCAUCAUCGAGAAAGCCAAAGUUCUCAAGGAAUACUCUUGAUCUCAUCGUCAACGUUGUUUUGUGGUUUUAACGACUAUACAAUAAUUGAUCUGAUUGAAAAUGAACUGUUGCAUUACUAGUGUUGUAUGUAUGGUAUGAUAUGGUACGAUAUGUUAUAAAAUUAUCCAUUUAUUUAGCAUAAAA